Messenger RNA from Cicer arietinum (chickpea), 4058 nucleotides. RefSeq lists its product as uncharacterized. Gene Ontology annotation, molecular function: protein binding; protein kinase activity; ATP binding. The record is from RefSeq and is a predicted model, not a curated record. NCBI's taxonomy places the organism in Eukaryota, Viridiplantae, Streptophyta, Magnoliopsida, Fabales, Fabaceae. Gene Ontology annotation, biological process: protein phosphorylation.
AAUCACAUCAGCUUGCAGGGCUUUUAUAGAGAAAGAAGACAGAGCCAGAAAAGCAGUAUCACCAAAUCACUACCAUUACCAUGGCGAAACAGAAGGAACCAAACCAUACACAGUAAUCACAUCAAAACACUGAGUCACGAAAGUGUUCCUUUGUUGUCUUCACUCUCCAUUCCAUCUUCCAAAACACACACACUUUAUGUUUUGCAAAAUGCUUCCCCUUCUCUUCUUCUUCAUCUUCUUUUUCCUACCACCAACCAUUUUAUGUCUCAACCAAGAAGGUCUCUACCUACACCAGUUCAAACUCUCCGUAGACGACCCUGACUCCUCCUUAUCCACAUGGAACAACCGCGACCCAACUCCUUGUAACUGGGCCGGCAUCACUUGCGAACCAACUAACACCACCGUAACCCAAAUCAACCUCUCCAACUUCAACAUCGCAGGCCCAUUACCAACCUCGAUCCUCUGCCGUCUUACUAAUCUCACCUCCCUUAUCCUCACCAACAACUCCAUCAAUCAAACACUCCCCCUCGAAAUUUCUCUCUGCACCUCCCUCACUCAUCUUGACCUCUCCCAAAAUCUUCUUACUGGUACACUCCCCCACACCCUAUCACUCCUCUCUAACCUCCGUUAUCUCGACUUAACGGCUAACAACUUCUCCGGUUCAAUCCCUAACUCCUUCGGAGCAUUCCAGAAUCUCGAAGUUAUUUCCCUCGUUUACAAUCUUCUAGAAUCUUCCAUUCCUUCUUCUAUUGGUAACAUAACCACUCUCAAAACACUUAACCUUUCUUAUAAUCCAUUUCAACCUUCUCAGAUCCCGCCGGAAAUCGGAAAUUUAACUAACCUCGAGAUUCUAUGGCUUAGUUCAUGUAAUCUCGUUGGUGUAAUCCCUUACUCGUUUGGAAAACUUAACAAACUCACUGUACUUGACCUUGCCAUGAAUAAUCUUCACGGUUCCAUUCCGAGUUCGCUCACUCAAAUGAAGAGUUUGAAGCAGAUUGAACUUUAUAACAACUCGUUUUCCGGUGAGUUACCUUCGGGAAUGUCAAACCUUACUUCGUUGAGGCUUAUUGAUGUUGCAAUGAAUCGUAUCGGUGGUUCUAUUCCCGAUGAGUUGUGUCGAUUACCGCUUGAAAGUCUUAAUUUGUAUGAAAAUCGGUUUACCGGUGAGUUGCCGGCGAGUAUAGCUGACUCGCCUAACCUUUAUGAAUUUAAGAUUUUUACGAACUUGCUCUCCGGUGAGUUGCCAGAGAAUCUCGGGAAGAAUGGUCCGUUGAUAUGGUUUGAUGUUUCUAAUAAUAGUUUCUCCGGUAGGAUACCGGCAAGUCUGUGUGAGCGUGGCGCGUUGGAGGAGUUACUGAUGAUACAUAAUUCGUUCUCCGGAGAGAUUCCGGCGAGUUUGGGCGCGUGUAGGACGUUGGCGCGUGUUAGAUUUGGUUUCAACAAUUUAUCCGGCGAAGUUCCGGCGGGUUUGUGGGGCCUGCCGCACGUGUAUCUUCUUGAACUUGUUGAUAACUCGUUUUCUGGUUCAAUUGCUAAGACCAUUGGUGGAGCGGGGAAUCUUUCUUUGUUGACUAUAUCGAAUAAUAAUUUCUCUGGUGCGAUCCCCGAAGAGAUUGGAACUUUGGAAAAUCUUCAGGAAUUUUCUGGUGGUAAUAACUUGUUCAAUUAUUCGUUGCCUGAGAGUAUUGUGAAUCUCCGGCAGCUUGGGAUUCUUGAUCUUCACAAUAAUAAGCUUUCUGGGGAGCUUCCAAAAGGGAUUCAAUCUCUUAAGAAACUCAACGAGUUGAAUUUGGCUAAUAAUGAGAUUGGUGGGAAAAUUCCUGAUGAAAUUGGGAGUAUAUCUGUGCUUAAUUUUCUCGAUCUUUCCAAUAAUCGAUUUUCCGGAAAUGUCCCUCUUGGGUUGCAGAAUUUGAAGCUCAAUGAGCUGAAUUUGUCUUACAAUAAGCUAUCUGGAGAAAUUCCCCCUCUUCUGAAUAAGGAUAUGUAUAGGGAUAGUUUUAUUGGUAAUCCUAGUUUGUGUGGCGAUUUGAAAGGUUUGUGUGAUGUUAAAGGUGAUGGUAAGAGUGCAGAUUUUGUUUGGUUGCUUAGAACUAUUUUCAUAGUUGCUACUUUGGUUUUUAUCUUUGGUGUGGUUUGGUUCUACUUCAAGUACAUGAAUAUCAAGAAUGCUAGAUCUAUUGAUAAAACAAAAUGGACAUUGAUGUCAUUUCAUAAACUGGGUUUCGGUGAAGACGAGGUUUUGAACUGCCUUGAUGAAGAUAAUGUCGUAGGAAGCGGAUCUUCCGGGAAAGUCUACAAGGUUGUGCUUACCAAUGGCGAAGCCGUCGCCGUGAAGAAGAUAUGGGGAGGGCUUAGAAUGGAAACGGAGAGUGGAGAUAUCGAAAAGAGUGGGUUUCAAGACAAUGCUUUUGAUACAGAGGUUGAAACUUUGGGCAAGAUUAGGCACAAGAACAUUGUGAAACUAUGGUGUUGUUGUACCACUAGGGAUUGCAAGCUAUUGGUUUAUGAGUAUAUGCCAAAUGGUAGUCUUGGUGAUUUGCUGCAUAGCAAUAAAGGAGGGUUGUUGGAUUGGCCAACAAGGUAUAAGAUAGCUCUUGAUGCUGCAGAAGGGCUCUCUUAUCUGCAUCAUGACUGUGUCCCUCCUAUUGUUCAUAGAGAUGUGAAAUCUAAUAACAUCUUGUUGGACGAGGACUUCAGCGCAAGGGUCGCAGAUUUUGGGUUAGCUAAGACGGUCGAAUCCAAUGGGAAAGGAACAAAAUCCAUGUCUGUCAUAGCUGGCUCUUGUGGGUAUAUUGCACCAGAAUAUGCAUACACACUCAGAGUGAAUGAGAAGAGUGACACAUAUAGUUUUGGUGUUGUUAUCCUUGAGCUAGUUACUGGAAGGAGGCCUGUAGAUCCUGAAUUUGGGGAAAAAGACUUGGUUAUGUGGGCAUGCAACACCUUGGAUCAGAAAGGUGUUGACCAUGUACUCGACUCGCGGCUUGAUUCUUGUUUCAAAGAAGAAAUUUACAAGGUCCUUAACAUUGGCCUAAUGUGCACUAGUCCUCUUCCAAUCAACCGGCCUGCAAUGAGAAGAGUUGUGAAGAUGUUACAAGAAGUUGGCGCAGAGAGCCAAACAAAGUCUUCCCAAAAAGAUGGAAAGUUGUCCCCUUAUUACUAUGACGAUGCGUCAGAUCAUGGAAGUGUUGCUUAAUUUUGUUAAAAGGGGUGGGGUUAUAUGAUUCAAAAGAGGAGUUUAGGAAGAUCUAACUAAGCUUUUUCUUUUUAGUUACUUAUUACAGUGUCAAUUCCCCCUUCAUGUUUUCCACUCAUGGAUUGCUUGAAAAAAGUUGGUUAAACAAAAGGGGUGAGAAUUUAUUUUAGUGGGGUUGAAAAUAGAAUCAUAAUGAGUUGAUGUUUUUACCCUGUCAAGUUGGUAAAUCAAAGCCCUUCCCUACUUAAAUUUAAAUGAGUUUGCAUUAAUACCUCUUAUAUUCAGAAGUGUGAUAUUCUGACUGUUAAAAAUAUGUGACCCAUCUCUGGGAAUCUGUAGUAUUAAUUUCAGAUAAUUUCAAUCGCAUAAUAGAAAACGGUCCCCACAUUAGGAAUCUACAGCUAAAUCAUGCUCAAAUGGUGAUAAACUUUUGAAUGUUUCUUUCCUGUUUAAAUUCUUUGACUGCUAUCUGCGUGAAAAUUUACACCUCACAGUGCUAUCAGAAAUGUGCUGGGUACAGCUAUGAGAAUUGAGUUAAUGAGGUAGUUAGGUAGGCAUUGUCAUUCGUGGACCAUAGUUUAAAUGCAGGUUCCAUCCAUGUGUGUUGCUUACUAGUAGUCUACUAGUACUACUCUUUUGUGUGAUUAAUGUUGCUGGGGUAUAUGGAUAUCACAUUGUCAAAGGAUCAGGGUGUCACAGUCUUAUUUUUUGGCUGAACUCAGCAGAGCAAUUUCGCCCAAUUAUUUGGUCAAUUCUUUUUUCUGGCCGGUGAUUAUUUCUAUGACAACCAUUCCAUUAUUAUGUAAAGUAAGGUAUGUGAACUUAUUGUAAGAUUGAUUGAAGAUUGUACUUUUGAACUAUACAA